This is a messenger RNA of Monopterus albus (swamp eel), 4655 nucleotides long. Its product is annotated as leucine zipper putative tumor suppressor 2 homolog. The transcript has 7 exons. Gene Ontology annotation, biological process: negative regulation of canonical Wnt signaling pathway; cell division. The record is from RefSeq and is a predicted model, not a curated record. Lineage: Eukaryota; Metazoa; Chordata; Actinopteri; Synbranchiformes; Synbranchidae. Bases 437 to 2509 code for a protein of 690 amino acids.
GGAUGUAGCCAUUACAAUUCUUGCUAACUUAGUGGUGGUCGGUAAAACCCCGAACCAAACAUGAGCAGUAUCUGCCCUCUCUUCGCGCAAUAACAAACGCGCUUUCGACGAAAAGAAGAGACGCUGGAGAGCGAAGGAAGUAAACUUGACAUGUAGUUUUGUCAGUGUAGACCUAGGUAAAGUCACGAGUUCGUGGAUAAGACGGUUAAAAAGGAGGAAAACCUUCGUCGCAAAAAGAUUUUCGCAGUAGACUUUACAGAGCAAAGCGGCUGCCCCGGACUGUCCACUCCAACGUGCAUGUGUGGCAGAACAGAGGUGUGAAGAUCUCCUCGCCGAGUUCCUGGGAUGCUCGAACGACCUGUACCUCCAUGCUUUUCUCCAGAAGCUGAAGACAGGGUGUCAUUGAUAGAGCGAGUGACCCCUCUGAGCUCCUGCAAUGGCCCUUGUUCAGGCUUUGCCUUUAUCUGCUGAGCCCCACAGCCCAGGCCUUAGUGGAGGAGCCCGCAGACGUCACCCCUCUGCUCUUUCACCCCCCAUCAACGCACCACCACCCUCCACUCUGGAUCCUAUGGGCACGGUCAGCAGUCUUAUCACAGCCCGGCCCGGGCCCUACAAGGACCAUCCCCCUGGUGUUGAGUUGGGAGCCAGGGUCCGACGGCCCACACCAGGCGCCCCCUGUCUGGGCUCCCUGUCCCCCCAGGAACUCUUACUACAGAGCAUCCCGCCACUCAAGAAACAGAGCUCUGCUACUUUUAGUAAGGGGCUGGAGAAGGAGAGUGGGAGUGGAAGCUACACUUAUUUGAAUGAGGACUAUGUAGGCGACUGGAAUGACAACCAUGUAACAGGUGCCAGCCCAGGGAGUGACAUGGACGAGACUAAAGGAGGAUCAGGGCUGAAUGGGAAUAUGGGGGGACCUCCUCCAAAACUGAUCCCUGUGUCAGGAAAACUUGAGAAGAACAUGGAGAAAACAGUGCUGCGGCCCACUGCCUUCAAACCUGUAAUUCCUAAGAGCCGCACCUCCAUGCAGUACCUUUCCCCUCGCCACUGUGCCAACACAUCAGAAAGCCAAAACAAUCUGAAUCUGCUCAGCCCCACCCACAGAGAGGUGUCUCCCUCUUGCUCUGAGAAACGCAGCUUGUACAGCGGGGCCUGUAACGGUGCCGGUGGCAGCCAGUCCUGCUCAAUGUCUGACUCUGGACGCAACUCCCUCUCCAGCCUGCCCCCUUACAGCAGUGCCGGCUACAGCCUGGUAUCAGGAGAGGCCUCUGCUGGCCACCUGGAGCCCCUGAAGAGUGCUCGGCCCGUCGCUGCCCAUGGACACUCCAACUCAGACAGUGGGCGCUCUUCUUCCAGUAAGAGUACAGGCUCUGGGUCCAUAAGUGGCCAGGGACAGCCUCUGUCUGAGAGCGGGCGCUCCCCUGGUCCAGUGGAAGGCUACGAAGGUGUGGUGAGGGACCUGGAGGACAAACUGAGGGAGAGAGAACUGGAGCUACAGCAACUAAGAGACAACCUGGAUGAGAAUGAAGCUGCAAUUUGUCAGGUUUAUGAGGAGAAACAGAAGCGCUUUGAAUUGGAGCUGGAGGAGCUGAGGCAGAGCUGUGCUACCAGGAUGCAGGCAGCCUCCCAGAAGGCCCAGCGUGCACAGCAGGUGCUUCAGCUUCAGGUUUAUCAGCUCCAGCAGGAGAAGAAGAAGCUGCAGGAGGACUUUGCUCAGCUCCUGAAGGAGAGGGAGCAGCUGGAGGAGCGCUGCACUUCCUAUGAGCAUGAGAAGAUCCAGCUGGGGCCUCGACUGGAGGAGACCAAGUGGGAGGUCUGUCAGAAGUCAGGGGAAAUCUCGUUGCUGAAGCAGCAGCUGAAGGAAGUGCAGGGAGAGUUAUCUCAGCGUGUGGGGGAGAUUGUCUCACUGAGGGGUCAACUCAGAGAGACUCGAGGUGAGCUGACAAACAGCCAGGUCCUGCUCCAGGAGGCCCAUGGCACAACUCGCACACGAACGCUGGAGCUGGAGGUGUGUGAAAACGAACUUCAGCGUCGCAAGAGCGAAGCAGAGCUGCUCAGAGAAAAGGUAGGACACCUUCAGGGAGAGCUGGUUCAUCUCAGCGAUGCUUUGGGCCCAGGAAAUAGACAGUGUCAGGUGUUUCAGGAAGCCGAGGAGCACCUGCUCACCUAUGAAAGUGAUGAGGCAAAGGCCCAGCGGCAGAGCAGUGCUGAGGCCCUGCAGGUCAUGAAGAUGCAGAUGGACAGGAUGAGAGCCGAGCUGGCUUUUGAGCGUCAGCGGGCUGAGCAGCAAACAGGAAGCUUCAAGGAGGAGCGGAGGAUAUGGCAGGAGGAGAAGGACAAAGUAAUCCACUACCAGAAGCAGCUGCAGCAGAACUAUGUGCAAAUGUAUCGCAAGAACCGAGAGCUGGAGCAGCACCUGCAGGAGCUCAGCCAGGAACUGGAGAGUAGAGAGGAUGACGAAGGCAGCGGCAAUGAAAUCAACUUCGAUGAGAUUGCUGCCACAGAAAUUUGACCCAAGCAUCUCUAGAUUAUAUAAUUUGCACUACUGUCAGCAUGUCACAGAUCUGAUCUGUUUUGUGCUGUGUACAUGGAAACAGUCUGCUUGUUGUGGUGACUAACAAAACAUCUGCCGUGUAAAACCAGCCACACUUUAGUUCUGCCUCAAUGGUCUAUUCUCCAAGGAGUCCCACCUUAAAGCCAGUGCCCUCCGUUAGUCCUUAGUAGGCCCCUGCAUUAAUGUCAGUGUCCAUGUUGGCACCAACUAACUGGACACCAGUAUUUGGGCCAUCUUCCACAGUCUGAGACACUUGUGUGAGUAACUUCACGAACCUUUCACUCUCCUCCUCCUGUACUGUUAUGACUCCACCUCCCCCACUGGGUUUAGCACUACACUCCCACUCUGCUAGCAGCCAGCGCUCAUUAGUUCAUUUAGAGGGAGUGAGAUGCACUGGUGUCAGCAGACAGUAUUCGUGGGUUACCACACAUUCAGCAUGUUGUGCUAAGAGUGAGCAAAUCAGAACAAGGCGCUAAGGAUUGCGGUUUCACUGAAUGAUGUGGAGGGGAUUAGGUUAUUGUCCAUUUCAGAACUGUAUUUCCAAUACCAGUCGAAGGUUUGGACAUACCUGCUCAUUCAGUGGGGUUUCGUUAGUUGUUUUCUACACUGCAGAUUAAUAUUGAUGACAUCAAAACUAUGUAAUAACACAUAUGGAAUUAUGUAGUGAGCAACAAGUGUUAAAGCAAAAUGUUUCAUAUUCAUGCUUUGCACACUAUCAAGGCAAACACCUGCUGCUUAUUGCAUAGGUUUGAUGUCCUGAGUAUUAAUCUGCAGUGUAGAAAAUAACUGAGGAAAACCCACUGAAUGAACAGGUGUGUCCAAACCUUUGGCUACUGUCAGCUCUAAGUGCAUCGUGACCAGCUUGUAGUACUACUACCCUCUCACAGGCAUAGCAAAAUAUAUUUGUAAAUAUGGACGAACACCAAAUUCCUUCCUGCCUAAACACAUUACAGAAGAGGAUUAGAGCUACUAUAAAAAUGUAUUUGAGUUCUGGCUUUUAGUGGCCCUUAUUCUCUUCUGUACAUAACUUGGUGAGCAGACAGUAUUAGAAGCUUCUGACAAAUGGUUAAAUUCUACUCGCAUCAUGGACACUUUGCUCUAAAUUAUACAGCUGGUGGAAAUAGAAUCAUGAGCAUCUGUACGUUACAGUCUAACAACAACUGGAACAAACCUUCCAUUCAGUGCAGGUUAGUGUUUCUCUUGCUUGCACAUAGUCUGAGCCACAUUUCAACCAAGCUUGGUCAAACUGUGUGAUGUCGGAUUUAGCAUAUCACCUUCAUGAAGGUGAUGAUGUUCAAUGUAUUGGUUUAUCUGCAGUUUGCACAUUUGUUGUACUGGCCUGUGUUUUAUUGAGAGGUAUGUUACUUUAGCCUAGCCUAAUUGAUGUAAAAGGAUGGAUAAAAUGAUAGUCACACCUGUCAGUAUAACACAGAACAAUUCAAUGGCUUGGACCCUACAUCCUCCAAAAUGAUCACAUUUAAAUCAACAUCUAAACAGUUUGAAUAAAAACUGAUCAUCAUCUUAAUGAAGGUGGAGUCAGACUGUUAUGAGACCUCAUGCAUUUUAGGUAAUGUACCUAAUAAACUGGCAACUGGGUUUAUGUACAUUUAAGAAAAGUGUCUUAAGAGUAAAACCCACCCACACAUUCUUGUAUCCAUUAAUUAGUGAAAAUACUUCAGUAUUGUACUACUGUAUCCAAGAGGUGGGAAAAGACUGUGGACUUGUCUAACAUGCACGGAAUGAAGGCGUUGGGUGUAAAGUUGAAUUACUUGGACCAUGACAUGGCUGUUUUUCUACCAAAGUAGAGGAUCUGUUUUGUGUACAGUGUUUUUACUUCCCUCCUCAACAGACAACACAUCGUGUUCCUCUCUACUGUUAGAAUUACAACCUGUAAAUACCCCGCAAAAUAAAACACUGUGAAUAGACCAAAGCAACGUCGUACACAUUAUAUUUUGCUCCUGCAGUAGAUACAAUGCCUGUUCUGGUUGUUCUGGUUACUCUGUAUAAUUUUAUAAUCCACAAUAUUUGUAUUAAGACAAUGUAUAUUUUCAUGCUGUACAUUUCUUGAACAAGCGUAUGUUUUUAAUUAAAAAAGUGAAUUUAA